UGAUUUGAAAGUAUACCUCGCUAACGCCGUUCCAGCAGCUUCUGGGAAGGAAGUGCAAAGCGAAUGCCAGCCCCAUCAACGCAGGCAAGCUUACACCUCCACCCGAAUCUCGGCCAGACCCAGCACCCUCUGAAGGGCCGAGCCCUCGUCGCAGCCAAUGGCCCCAUUCGCGCUGGCGAACUCGUCAUGGCCGACGUGCCUUACGCCGUUUUGCCCACCGUCACAGCCGAUGACACUAUCUGCAGCAACCCCGGUUGUAGCCGACGGAUCCCCGGCUACGCCAGUAGCAUGACCUGCGAACACAACUGUUCUCCAGCCGUGCGGUGGUGCAGUCCCACCUGCAAGCACCAAGACCGCCGUCGGCAUGGUUUCGAAUGCGGCUGGCUGAAGCACAAUAGUCCGGAACUCCGCCAGGUGAGUGACCACGAUUAUCACAUGCUCUGGAUUGUGGUCCGGAUGCUAGCCGCCCGAUCCUUAGAGCUGGAGCAGGAGAUGGGUGAGAAUGAGCUGCCAAACGACGUGUUCGCCAGCGGUUGGCCCGGUGUGCAGCUGCUUCGGAGUAAUCGACAAGCGUGGCCAACGGCCCAGGUGCAACACUGGAGGGAGCUGGCGCGCAACUACCUACAGGGAGAUGACUGCGGGUUGCCGGUAACCCUAGAUCUGGAGAGUCUGGUGGAACUGAUCUGUGCGGAGGAGACGAAUGUGUUUGAGCUCUGUCCCGGACCGACAGAGAUGAACCGAGGGGAGCCGUAUGGACUCGCGGUGUUUCUGCGCGUGACGAUUGCAAAUCAUUCGUGUGUGCCAAACGUGAGCCAUCAAGCGGAUGGGCAGGGGCGGAUGAUAGUGACGGCGCUGAGAGAUCUGGCCAAGGGCGAGGAGUGUUGUACCUCGUACUUUGACCUGGCGGAAUCGGUGGACGUGCAGGCGCGGCGCGAGAAGACGGAGGGGUUGUUUACUUUUACUUGUACAUGCUCGAGAUGUCUGGCAGAGACGGCCACAGUAGCUUAGGUGAAGAAACCGGAUGAAUCAAAAGUUGAUCUUGUGUAAAUUCGUG
Aspergillus sclerotioniger CBS 115572 is the source of this 1054-nucleotide messenger RNA. RefSeq names its product SET domain-containing protein. NCBI's taxonomy places the organism in Eukaryota, Fungi, Ascomycota, Eurotiomycetes, Eurotiales, Aspergillaceae. The record is from RefSeq and is a predicted model, not a curated record. The coding region runs from base 64 to 1008 and encodes 314 amino acids. Gene Ontology annotation, molecular function: protein binding. The transcript has a single exon.